CUUUUUGUAGCGGAUUCGCUUUCGCAGGUGACGUGUUGGAGAUUUUGGUGAUCGUCUCAUCAUACAUUCAUCGUCAUCGCUAGCUAGAAAUCAAGCAGGAAUAUUCCGAACGGAUAUUGGUUUUGGUUGCGAAAUUUUGCUGGUGUUUUAUUUUGAACCGAACGGGUGAGUAGUAUCUUAUUCCUCCGAAAAUGGCUCUGAUGACGAUGAUUGCCCGGGUCGUCGACGGUCUUCCACUGGUUGGGACGAUGCAGGAAGAUGAGCAGUCUGGAAGGAGUGUAUUGGAAUACCAGAAUCAGGCCAAGAUGCUGUUCCGUAAGCUUGGACCAAACUCCCCGGCCCGCUGCAGCAUCGAAACUGGUCCAUAUUUGUUUCACUACCUGAUUGAGAAUGAGGUCUGCUAUCUGGUGCUCUGUGAUAAGAUGUUUUCCAAACGGAUUGCAUUCAACUACCUGGAGGACAUUGCUCAAGAAUUCCACAAUAACUACGGUCGGAAGGUGAACUCCGUCACCCGGCCUUAUGCUUUCAUUGAGUUUGAUAUCUACAUCCAGAAGGCAAAGAAAUCGCUUACCGACAGGCGAAGGAACAUCAACACGAUCAACACGCAGCUGCAGGAUGUGCAGCGGAUAAUGGUCCAAAACAUAGACGAUGUUCUGCAGCGUGGCACAGUUCUCUCAGAGUUGGACACAAAAACGCAAAACCUCUCGAUGCUGUCCCAAAAGUACAAGAAAGAUGCCACCUAUUUGAACCGGAAAUCGCUGUACGUAAAGGGAGCCGUCGCCGGAAUAAUAAUAAUAGUGUUCAUUCUAUACUUUUGGGUCAUUUAAUCUCGCCAAUUCCCUAAAUUAAUAACUAUGCGCAGCAUGGAGGAAUGAUAAUGACACAUUUUUGAGUGAUAUGAAACUGCAACUGGAGGAAGUGAAAUUGAUUGAGCAUAGUUUAGAGGGUAUGGUGGAAAUGCAGGACGUUUAGACAUGUUUUGGGCCAAAUUUAAAUGCAACAGGUUAAAUGAAAGUAUCGAAGUGUACUGUGUGCUGGUUACAGUUUUAUUAAAUGAGUUAUAGGGAUAGUGAACCUACUGUUUAUUGUUUGUUUAUGUGAAGUUACAGCUCCCAUCCAAUAAUUUUCUAUACUAUUCCUGUAUGACAACACUUACUGUUUGUAGUAGCAGUCCUUUCAACUAUAGAAACAAAUGAAACAGUUGUAAAUAUUUCAAAUGAAAGACUACUUGAAGCACGGCUUAGAACUACAAACAAAUGGAAAAACGAAAAACUAUCGAGGAAUCUAAUAUAGUGUAUAUCACAUAUUCCGUUAAGUAAAAAAAAGGAUAUUUAUGUUUGUGUUCCGACAUUAGUUAUCAAAAUAAUAUUACUGUACUUGUUUUGCAGUACUUCCUAAGGCAUGUAAACCAUUCAAUUUUACUUU
Messenger RNA from Ochlerotatus camptorhynchus, 1425 nucleotides. It is a transcript of the gene Sec22, whose product is annotated as vesicle-trafficking protein SEC22. Gene Ontology annotation, molecular function: SNAP receptor activity. The record is from RefSeq and is a predicted model, not a curated record. Gene Ontology annotation, cellular component: Golgi membrane; SNARE complex; ER to Golgi transport vesicle membrane. The transcript is spliced from 5 exons. Gene Ontology annotation, biological process: endoplasmic reticulum to Golgi vesicle-mediated transport; vesicle fusion with Golgi apparatus; retrograde vesicle-mediated transport, Golgi to endoplasmic reticulum. Lineage: Eukaryota; Metazoa; Arthropoda; Insecta; Diptera; Culicidae. Bases 192 to 827 code for a protein of 211 amino acids.